UUACGAAUAAUUACUUUAGUUGAAGAUAAUUAUUAAUUAGAAAUUAAUAUAAACAAAUGAUAUACAUUGUCAGGCAGGUAGGCCGGUGAUAUAAAAAUAUGAAAAAAAAAUAAGUGACAGACGGCAGUCUUUAUUUAAGAAUGUUACUUGAAUUCACAUUGUUUUUAAGAAAAAUCUAGCAUGUACCACCUUUAUAUCGUAACAAAAGCUGUACUAAAAUAAACACCACCUAUGCUCAACAUUUAUAAAGCCAAGUCUUCCUUGACGAGUGAAAAGUUAUGGAGUCCAGCUGUGUAAACAUCAAUGAAGACUGACUAGUCAAACUCACUUUACUUGUUUGCAGGCUUUGCAUUGCACCUACAUUUGCCUAUAAAAGCAUUUGGCCUCUCCCCUGUUAAUAGUCAGCAAGCAUUACAAUACAACCUUUGUUUUUGAAUCUAGGAGCAAAGCUGGUCUCUAACAAUCAACUCUUUCACCUCUUUUUGUUUCUUUGUUUUUUCCAGAUUACUUGUUUGCAUGCCCAACUCUGCACUCAACAACAGACCUCUGCAUUGCUCCAAUUUAAGCAACAAUUUUCCUUCAAUAAAUCUGCUUCCGACGAAUUUUUCUGUGAUUCUGAUUAUUACGGAAUCCAUUCUUACCCGAAGAUGGAGUCGUGGAAGGAGGGUUUCUGAUUGUUGCUCAUGGGAUGGGGUCGAGUGUGACAACAACACAAGUCAAGUAAUUGGCCUCGACCUCAGUUGCAGCUGGCUCAACGGCACCAUCCACCCCAAUACCACCAUCUUCUACUACUUUCCUCACCUCCAAAGCCUCAACCUUGCUUUCAAUGACUUUGUCCCUAUAGAAGUCUCCUUUCUGAGCAAAUUGGUCUCGCUUGAUCUCUCUUCCAAUUAUGGUUUGAGGUUGGAAGAACCUGGAUUUGAAUUACUUGUUCAAAACUUAACCAAGGUAAGAGAACUUAAUCUUGCGAAUGUAAACAUAUCUUCAGUGGUUUCCAAUUCCUUGCUCAAUCUGACUUCUUUAACACUUCUCGAUCUUAGUGGGUGUGGAUUGCUUGGAAAAUUACCUGACGGAAUAUUCCAUUUACCACAUCUGAAUGAGCUGAGUUUAUUCUAUAAUCUUGCUCUCACUGGUUAUUUUCCCGAGUUUAUAAACUCGAGCAGUCCUCUCCAGUACUUGGUGCUUUCAUACACUAAUUUCUCCGGAGAACUACCCGACUCAAUUGGGAAUUUGAAGUCCUUGAAAAUGUUGUAUGCCUCUCUUUGUAAAUUUUAUGGAUCCAUUAUGGAUCCAUCCCUACGUCGCUCGGAAACCUUACGGAAAUUAUUCGUUUAGGCAUCCGAUAUAACAAUUUCACUGGCAUGCUCCCAUCUUCACUUUCAAACCUUAGAAAUCUCGUCGGGUUGGACGUUCGGGGUAAUAAUUUUGAAGGUAAAAUCGUAGAUUUUUUACCUAAUGUAAAAAGUCUUCUUUAUUUAUAUAUUUUUUCAAAUAACUUUGGCGGUCCAUUCCCAUCAUUGCUUGCAAACCUAACAUCACUUGUUGAGUUAGAUUUGUCAGAUAAUCAGCUAGCGGGACCUGUUCCAUUACAAAUAAUUGGACUUCCAAAUCUAACAUGGUUAAGUUUAGGUGACAACUUAAUCAACGGUGCAAUUCCAUAUUGGGUCUUCAGCUUGCCAGCAUUGAAAUACUUUAACCUCAGUAAUAACAAAUUGACUGGCCAUAUAAAAGAGUUCAAAUCCAUUCAUUUAACUGUAGUUGAUUUGAGCAAUAACAACCUACAUGGUAGGUUUCCAAGUUCAACCUUCAAACUCGUAAACCUUACUAGUCUCAUUCUUUCAUCAAAUAACUUCAGUGGUGAGCUAGACAUGCUCUGUCAUGCAGUUUCCCUUCAAUUUCUUCUCCUGUCUAGUAAUAGCUUUAAUGGUUCUAUUCCACAAUGUUUAGGAAACUUCAGCGCACAUUUCUCUGUUGCGGAAGAAUAAUUUUUCUGGCACCAUUCCUAAUACAUUUGUAAAGGGAAAUUACUUUGAAACUAUCAACCUUAAUGGAAAUGGAUUUGAGGAGAAGUACCAAAAUCUUUAGUCAAUUGCAAAAUGCUAAAAGUGCUAGAUCUUGGAUGUAACAAGUUCUCUGCUAAAUUUCCAUAUUGGUUGGAAAAACUACAGUGGUUGCAAGUUCUAAUAUUGAGAUCUAACAAAUUCCAUGGACACAUGCCAACUUCCAAAGCCAAAUUUCCCUUCCCUAACUUGCGAGUUAUGGAUUUGUCAGACAAUUAUUUUACUGGUCCAUUGCCGAAAAAAUAUUUCAAGAAUUUCAAUGCUAUGAUGAAUGUCAACGAAGCCAGUUAUAAAUUGCAAUAUUUAAGCAUGGCUGAUAGUAAUUGCUAUUGUUUGACUAUAGUAAUCAAAGGAUCAACCAUAGAAAUGGUAAAAGUCCUAACCAUUUUCACUGUAA
Molecule: messenger RNA, 2457 nt
Organism: Camellia sinensis
Lineage: Eukaryota; Viridiplantae; Streptophyta; Magnoliopsida; Ericales; Theaceae
Source: RefSeq, a predicted model, not a curated record